AAAGAACUUGCACAUCAACUCUCACUAUGAGCAGCUGACUCUGGCGAGCUACCAAACGGGGAACACACUACAGGCUCGGCCACUGGAAAUCCGCUCUUGCUGAUUUUUUUCUAUAUAUCAGCCAUGUCUGCUAAUAACAACCACCCUCAGAAGAACACCGGCGCUCCUUCCCCUUUUGGAAACUCCAUGUCCGGGAAUCCUUCGGCCCAGCAACAACUGGGACCUGGCUUCCCUGGCCAGUUCCAGUUUUCUGAAGCACAAGUCCAAGCCCUCGCCCAGGCCCAGUCCAAAGCUCAAGCACAGGCCCAGGCCCAGGCCCACGCCCACGCACAAAUGAUGGCGGCCCACGCGCAGAUGCAGGCCCAACUGCAAGCCGCUCAGGGGCUCUCGUUCAACCAGGGCCUUCCUGGUGGGAUCCCCAAUCUUGGCUCCCAGUCCCCAUCCGUCUCAGCUGCCGGGAAUCCCAGCGCCAAGCGGUUCCCACAAAAACCACCUGUCCGCCCCCCGAAUUACCCGACUCCCAACAUGGCCUCACCAAUGAGGAUGAUGGAUGCCUCCCCUGCCGCUCGCCGGAAAAAGCAGAAGCUUCCAGAAAAACAGCUCCAGGAGCGAGUUGCGGCCAUCUUGCCCGAGUCAGCUCUAUACACUCAGCUCCUCGAGUUUGAAUCCCGCGUGGAUGCUGCCCUCACCCGGAAAAAGAUCGACAUCCAAGAGGCCCUAAAGACACCAUCUUAUAUCCAGAAAACCCUCCGGAUUUAUGUGUUCAAUACUUUUGCUAACCAAAUCCGCACGGUCCCAAAGAAGCCAAACGCCGAGCCUCCCACGUGGACCCUCAAGAUCGUAGGGCGGCUCUUGGAGGAGGGUGUGGAUCCUGACCAGGCGGCGGGUCCUGCCAUGGCACAGAAGCAGAACCCGAUUUACCCGAAAUUCUCAUCAUUCUUUAAGCGGGUCACGAUCACACUUGACCAAAAGGUUUAUCCGGACAACCACCUGAUCAUAUGGGACGGGGCCCGAUCGCCCGCCCCUCACGAGGGGUUUGAGGUGAAACGAAAGGGGGAUCAAGAGUUCACUGCCAGCAUAAGGCUGGAGAUGAAUUACACUCCUGAGAAGUUCAAGCUCUCAGCAGCCCUGACUGAUCUUCUGGGUAUUGAAGUCGAAACUCGUGCGCGAAUCAUGGCGGGAGUUUGGCAUUAUGUGAAGGCUCGAAAACUCCAGUGCCCGGAUGACCCUUCAUCUUUCAACUGUGAUCCUCCACUCCAGAAGGUGUUUGGGGAAAGUAAAAUCAAAUUCACAGCUGUCACGCAGAAAAUCACGUCCCACCUUUUCCCUCCUCAGCCAAUACAUUUGGAGCACAGGAUUAAGCUCCAGGGAAAUAGCCCGGUUGGGUCCGCUUGCUAUGAUGUUCAGGUGGAUGUCCCGUUUCCUAUACAGAGGGAAUUGAAUGUUUUGCUGGCAAAUACCGAGAAGACGAAGGAAAUCGAUGCGUGUGAUGAGGCGAUCUGCGCCGCCAUAAGAAAGAUACACGAGCACAGGCGGAGGAGGGCUUUCUUUCUCGGAUUUAGUCAGUCACCAGUUGAGUUUAUUAAUGCCCUGAUAGAUUCGCAGAAUAAGGAUCUGAAGGCGGUUGCUGGGGAGACUAGCCGUAAUGCGGAGAAAGAGCGCCAUUCGGAAUUCUUCAACCAGCCGUGGGUUGAGGAUGCUGUUAUUCGCUACCUUAACAGAAAGCUGCCGGCUGCAGAUGCCUCUGGGAACACAUGAUUUGGUGGGGAAAGUAAAACCUUGCUAAGUGCAAUAAUUUAAUCAACUUAUCGUGUUCUUUAGAGAACCAUCUAGGACAUGGAUUUUCGAGUGCAGGAUUCAUGCGGUUUGUCUCGACAAGUGCUGGAGGAAGGAGCUAUAGUCAGUCCCUGUAGAAGCAGACUUUGAAAGCUGUUAUAGCACAAAGGCCCCAGUACAUGUGCUAAUUGUAAUGCUGCUGUAUUGUAUUUACAUCGCUUGGCAAGUAUAAGACUUCACAGUUUGCCCCAUAACAAGAUUUGGUUUUGUGUAUUUCUGUGAUUCAUCGGGGAGGCAUAUGUAUGAAUAGGGAUGAAAUUUUCAGAUUUGACAAGUUUUCAGUUAUUGUGUUCGUGUCAAUUUGCCUGAGCCCUGAUUGGUUAAAGUUUCCACUGUUCAGAUUUGGUGCAGGGAAAAUGUAACUUCAGUUGAAUGGAUGAAUUUACAUCUCACAUUAAAAAAUUGUUUUAGAAUUAAUUCAUGAUUAGUACAGAGAACAUGAAUUACAUUCGUGCGGCGUGGCAUUUAUAAAUAUUUUACUAAAAGUGAAUAGGGAACGAAAAGUGUGCUUUACACUUGAUUUGCUAUUUACCUAAUAAUUAUAUUUAUUUGCAUAUUAACAAAAAAAUAUUUUUAAUUUUAUUUAUAAUGACUUUUACUGUUUAUAAAUGGUUGAUUUAUGGUUUAUUUUUAUCCAGAUUAUAUAUAUUUUAGGUUUACAUCGUUUAUGAAUGAUUUGUAUAUAAUUUAUUUUCAAUGUAUGGAA
Striga asiatica is the source of this 2542-nucleotide messenger RNA. NCBI's taxonomy places the organism in Eukaryota, Viridiplantae, Streptophyta, Magnoliopsida, Lamiales, Orobanchaceae. The record is from the annotation of a GenBank genome assembly.